AUGAGUGACCAACGCUCACCUUCAGAGCAAGGUCACUCUGUGCAAAGAUCAACUGACAUAGUCAAUGAAUUAAAUGCUCUGGUUUAUCAAUACCAAACGCAAACAGCAAAUCUAAAUGCUGUCUUACAAGGCAACCCAAUUAAUGUGACACCUUUGAGCGAAAAUUAUGAUAAUUCUGCUACUGAGGACUUUGAAAUGAGUAAUGAAAGUGAUAGUAAAGUGGAAUGGCAAACUGUGACAAGCAAAAGACGUCAGUUAGGCUCUCCCACUAUUGAUCACAAGCGAACAAGGACAGAAGGCAAUAAAAACAUAGUAGAAAAUAUUAACAAUACUAUAAACAACAACCACAACAAUAUCAUAAUCAGCAACUCCAGCAGCACAAACAUGUUUGCCGGAUUACAAGACGAGUCAGACGGUAAUAAUGGACAGCAGAAUGAAGAAGAGACUACACCAAAACCACCACCAAUUAUUAUACCAAAUAUAAGCGACAUUAGCGGUACCAGCAGUGAUGAAGUAGAGAUAUUGAACUUUCUUGAAUCUCCAUGUCAAAUGGACUUACCAAUCAGUAAGAUAGCAAAUAAUGAAGUUACUACAGAAAUUCAUAGAUUAAAUAACUACAAAUCACCUGGAUAUGACUACAUCGAUAGCAAAUGGAAAUGUGCCAUUGUGGUCAUGGUGCCAAAACCCAAUAAACCCGAGAAUAGUGUCAAGCCUUACCGUCCUAUUAGUCUGCUGGUAACAUUUUCGAAAAUAUUCGAAAGAAUAUUUUUGCAAAGAAUGUUGCCUGUAAUUGAGGAUCAUAACAUCAUACCUGAACAUCAGUUUGGGUUUAGAGUUCGAAGUGAGGAAAUUGACAAAUGUAAAAUUGAAGGCUGUUCGGAUAGUGAAGCUACUUUUGAAAACCAGGAAAUUCAGAAUGACCUGAAAUUAGAAAAUGUUAACAAUAUUUUACAGGAACUUGUUUUACCAAACCUUCUCUUCUCUCUUCAGGACUACGACAAGGAGAUCAUCAGCCAUAAAAUUAACUCACCGAUUAGUAAUAGUAGCCUACAUGACUUGCACCAUCAGAACUCUUAUGACAAGGAUCACGUCAAAGAGUUGGAAUUCUAUCAAAGUUUAGCCAAGGCUGCAUCACUGGCCAAUCACAAUGAUACACAUUCGCAUCAGUCGCAUGAAUCACACGAAAUGUCGCCACCCACCUCGCCACAGCCGAUGCAAAUCGAUACCGAUGUGGGGGAGGAUUGCGAUGCACGAGAUCAUCUCAAUCAUUUGUCCGAUGCUGAGGAUCAUGAACAACAGGCGAAAGCCUCAGCAUCGGCUUUGGCGGUAGCAGCAGCGGCAGCGCAAGCGCAUUUGAACGGAACUAUGCAAGACAUGAUAAAUUUACAAAAAUUACAAAAUUUAGCCACGCUUCAGCAGCAGCAGCAACAACAACAACAACAGCAACAGCAACACCAUCACCUGCAACACUCAACCGGCGGCAAUGGCAUUCACCAUCAUCACCACCACCUUCACUCGCAACAUCCUCAUCUACAUACGCCACCCGAUGGCACUGCAACACCGGUCAGUGUGGGGCAGAAUGUCACACCGGCUACGGCUGCAGCAUUAGCAAGUCUUCAGGGAUUAGCUGCAGGUAUCAGCGCUUCAGCGGCAGCAGCAGCAGCACUUAAUUCACCACUCAAUUUGACUGUUGGGUCCAGUACGAAUGGCUGUAGUGGCCUUAGCGGCUGCUUACCACCAGUUGGAGCCACCGCCACUGGCCCACAUAGCGCACCUUGUUCCCCCAGUGCUCUUUCCGCUUCGAAUGUUUUAGCUGCAGCCGCGGCUGCCGCAGCGGCAUCUAAUAACAAUAACAAAGUCAUGUCGCAUGCUGGCAAUUGUGGCAACGGUCAAGAUAACCCCGGCACUACAUCACCCAACUCGAAUUCGGUCCAGGCGCAGACAAUGGCUCAGAACACGUUGGCAAAUGUGUUGAAUUCGGCUGCGGCAGCUGCGGCGGCCGCAGCAGCAGCUGGUGCAGCAGCCACCGCGUCACCUCCGCCGGCUUUGUCGACGCCAGCAAACAGCGCUCAAAUGCCGCAAUUGAUACUCGCAUCGGGGCAGCUGGUACAAGGCGUGCAGGGGGCGCAACUGCUCAUACCAACAGCGCAAGGCAUUGCCGUACAGACCAUUCUCACAAUUCCAGUCAGUCCGCAGAUCAACACAAAUGAGCAGUUUUUGCAAAACUUCGGUGCCUUCGCAUCAUUCCAGCAACACCAGCAGCAGCAACAAGCGCUUUUGCCACCUCCGCUACCACCAGCGCUUGCCGCUUUACAACAUGCCUCAACACUACCCCAACUUGCGCAAACCCCAACGAAUUUACUCAAGCCAAACUUGUUCUCGAGUAGCGUUCAGCAGUUAUUGGCCGCGCUGCAUCCGGAAUUGUUUGCUGCCGCCGCAGCUAACCAUCACUUGCAUGCAUCGCCACAAGCAUCACAUCAUGCAAUGCAUCAGGCGCAGCAGCAACGCGCUGAUCAACAAUCGGCAGCGCCACCGCCACAUCUCGCCCACCUGCCACCACCGCCGCACCACCACCUUGCCGCCCAUUCGCACUCUUUGUCGAAUGAUUUGCAUUUAGCUGCUGCAGCCGCUGCAGCAGCAGCGCGUAACACUGAACGUGGCGGCCAUUCACCAUCCAGCUCGCCACCGUCGCAUAGCAUUAGCGGUGGAGGAGAACGCACAGGCACUUCUAGUUCGUCGUCUAGUACAAAAGCCGCCGCUGCAGCCGCGGCUGCGGCCGCAGCAGCCGCCUACCAUCUGCAACAACAGUUGCAUAUCAAACAAGAAACGUCGCCGCGUCAUCAUCAUCAUCACACGCUGCACCCGCAUUCCCAUCGUGGUGGCGCACAUCAUCACUCGCUGCGGCAUCCGGUAGAUGAGCUACCCUCACCAAACCGGGAAAUUGGCAAGUCAGCAGGCUCAUCCUCUUCGAUAAAUUCAAUGAAUAUUCCACAGGAUGUUAGCGCAUCACCUCCGCCUGGACUUAGUGCGCAUCACCACCAUUUCCACCAUCGCAGUAGUGGGUUAGGACCGGGUCACCAGCCUAGCACAACACCGUCGCCGCGCCCAAACUCGUCCACCUCGAUGUGUACAAUGACGUUACGCGACCGUGAUAGAGACAGAGAUAGAGAUAGAGAGAGGGAGAGGGAAAGAGACCGAGAGAGGGAGCGCGACCGCGAUCGGGACAGAGAAAAGGAACGUGAGCGUGAGCGUGAGCGCUGCGAACGCACCGAAACCCUUGCCAAACGCAGUCCAAAUCGUAGCGGUGGCUCGCUCAACAAUGGGCCCGGUGCUGGUGUGUGUGGUAGCAUCAAUCUCAGUCAACAUUCUAUAAAACGUGAAAGGGAACGUGAACGCGAGCAUUUGAGACGUUCUUCUUCACCGACACUCGGCUCCGGCUCCAGCUCAACACAAUUGACAGUCACUGGUCGUAAUUCCUCCUCCGUAGCUAAUGCUCUCAGUUCUUCCUCCUCCAACCCAUCCUCAGUUAAUGCAUCGGCGUCAAUAGCAUCCGCCUCAGUAUCCGCAAGUGGCAAUCAGCAUCACCAACACGGGCAUCACUCACACCUGCAUCAUCCAAGUCAUCAUCAGCCCCAUCACAAUCUACACCAUCAUCCGCAUUCGCUCUCGUCAGGCGUCCCAACAAGUUCGGCUUCCGCGUCAUCGGCCACCGGCGUAUUGUCAUCUUCAACGUCAACGACAUCCAACGAAAGAGGCUAUUCACCUCCUUUGCGAGGCACUGCUGGUCAAUUGUUCCGCACCCACUCACCAUCACCUUCCUCAACAGCGGCGGUGGCGGCCAUAACACACUUACAUCAUCAUCAACAUCAGCAGCAACAACAACAACAUCAGCAUGGUCAACAUGCACACAAUAUGAGUUCACCGCACGAACGAGAUUUCCUAGGAAAUGGCGGCGGACUGAGAACAUCUCCGUUGGGUAUUGGUGUUGGUGGCAACGGAGGAGUUGGCGGCACAACGAUAGGAAUGGGCGUUGGACCAUCCUCGUCUGCGACAUGUGCAGCGGCUAACAUGCUCAAUAGCAUUAAUAGACUCUCCGCCUCCGCGAAUGGUGAAUUGACCAUAACAAAAUCAUUAGGUCCCCCAUCAGCGACCGCCAUACGUGCUUCCUCUGCCUCGCCUACAUCACCGGGUCCCAGUUCGUCGGCGCUGGGCAUAAACACCUCAUCCGCCUCGCAUUUGGUGCAUCAUCCCCAUCAUGGCAUGCACCCCAUGAAGCACAGUCCGACAACCAGCUCAGUACUACAACGUGAACGCGAACGCGAACGAGAUCGCGAGCGGGAUCGAGAAAGAGAAAGAGAGCGCGAGAGAGAAAGAGAGCGUGAACGUGAACGCGAUCGUGCCAGCGGCAGCGGUCAUGGAGAACCACCUUUACAGCUAUCACCCAAUGGCACAGAGGGUUCCAGCGUUGCACACGAUCUUCUAAUGGAUUCACCGAAUGAGCCCACCAUUAAUCAGGCGACCACAAAUGUCGUUGAAGGCAUCGAUUUGGAUGAGAUUAAAGAAUUUGCCAAAGCAUUUAAGCUGCGUCGCCUAUCAUUGGGUCUCACACAGACACAAGUGGGCCAGGCAUUGUCGGUUACCGAAGGACCAGCCUACAGCCAGAGCGCCAUAUGCAGUGCACUCGCCGCACAGAUGUACGCCGCCCAACUGUCGUCGCAGCAGCAGAACAUGUUCGAGAAAUUGGAUAUAACACCAAAGAGCGCGCAGAAAAUAAAACCAGUUUUAGAGCGUUGGAUGAAGGAGGCCGAAGAGAGUCACUGGAAUCGCUAUAAAUCUGGGCAGAAUCACCUAACCGAUUAUAUUGGCGUGGAGCCUUCAAAGAAGCGCAAGCGACGCACUUCGUUCACGCCACAAGCUUUGGAGCUGUUAAAUGCGCAUUUCGAGCGCAAUACACAUCCAUCGGGUACCGAAAUCACGGGUUUGGCGCACCAAUUAGGCUAUGAACGCGAGGUAAUACGCAUUUGGUUUUGUAACAAACGGCAAGCGCUGAAGAAUACAGUGCGCAUGAUGUCCAAAGGUAUGGUGUAAGGAGAAGAGCUGGGAAGAAGGAUACAGCACUUCCUUCGAGAAAUGUGGAGCAGAAACCUUUGCUGGAGAAGGUGUAGCUAAUUUUAGUUCAGCCAGCAAGCACUUGGAUGGCAGGAAGGCGCUUGUAGAGAGAGAAUUCUGUGUGUGAACGAGAGUUUUAAACUAAAAUUUUAUAUACAAGUGAGUUUCCUCGAAGGCUCUUUGCAAGCAUUUAAGGAAAGUAUUGUUUGUUCAAAAAUUUUUCGCGGUGUAUUUGAAAGUCAUCGCACAAUGAGAAAGAAAAUUCAUCUAACUUUCGCCAAUUCAUCUAACUCGCUGCAGAAGAAUGCUACAAAUCCUUAUUUAUUUAUAAGUUUGUACAAAAUUAACUUGGGCGCGCCAGUAAUCAAUAGUCUAUGGCCAGCUGUUGAUUUAUUUAGCGACCGUAACUUGCAUUAAUAAGGAGAGAAUGUCUCAUGAGUUCAAAGAAGCAUAGGUAAACACUUAUAAAAUUAUACAUACAUACAUAUAUAUAGGAGAUUUUUUAUAUAAAAACUACUUUUGCCCUAACAAAGAAUAGUGUCUCAUGAUUUCCUCUUACAUUGUCACUAAUGGAAUGAAAUGCGUGAAACAUAAAUUUUUAAUAUAGCCACGAAGAAAACGUUAAGAGGUGUACUUGUAAAAAUUGUGUGCGUAUAGGAAAUGUGAUAGCCACAAUGGAAAUAUUUAAGUCAAAAUAAAAUAAAUAAUAAUAAUAAUAAAUCACAGUAUGCUAGUUCUAAUACACACACACACACAUGCAUAUAUGUAAAUAUGUGUCUGCAAAUAGGCGGAAAAAAAAUAAAAUAGUGUAAGUAUAUGAAUGUGGCAUUGCUUGUUUGCUAAUAGAACAGGGGGGUGAGCGCAAGAAAAGCGUUAAAAAUGUAAAAUUAUUCAAAAUUUCUUGGCGAAAUUUGAGGAAUUGCCCUACCCUGGUGCAGUAGCAAACUAGCAUUGUCUCCGUACUGGUAGUAAAACAAGAGAAAGCUGAAAAAUGUGUGUUUAAAACGGUACUCAAAUAGGCCAUGGACAUUGUAAAUGGUGUGUCAUACGUAUGUUUAAAACAAACUAUGCAAUACAAUUUAUGUUUAUUUGUAUGCUUUGAGAAGCAGUUAAAUAAAUAUUAUACUAUAAUAGCAGCCAAUUCAUUUAGCCAAACUAAGCAUUGUAUACGAAUAUCUAGCGUACUAACAUACAUACAUAAGUGCUAAUUAAGAUACUUUUGGUAAGCUGCAUAGUUGCUUAGGUAAGUGUGUAUAUACCAUGAAACGCGAUAGUUAAGAAGGGAUAUGAAAUGUUUCACACCGACUACAUUAAAAAAGAAAUACUUCUUUUAAACAAGGAAGUCGCUUUGUUGUUUGAUUUGAAUUUAAGUUUCAAGCAAUUCAAUAUGCAAUUUUUGAGAACAAUUUUUAAAAUUAAUUUCUGAAUAAAAGUUUAGCAAAUAUUUUUUGAAAAUGAUAAUAAUUUAAAAAAUGUAUUUCCUUUCUUUUUAGUUUUCGUAUUUUUAUUUUGUGAGCUCAAUAACGGUUUAGUAAUGAAAUAAUAAACUCAAUUACUGCUAUUAUUUAUUUGUUAUAAUUUGGUUAUAUGUAAUUAAAAGUCACCUUCAGAAACUCUAGGCUGUGCCUGGUAAAUUCAAAUAACUUUUGAAUAAAAGUUUAGCAAAUCAAAAAACAAAAUCAGUUAUUGCUAUUAUUUAUUUUCCGAUAUUCGGGCCGGAAUUAAAAGUCACCUGCAGAAGUUCUGGAUUUUUUCCGUAAAUUUCAAAUGAUUUUUGUAGAAGGUAUUUGAAAAAAGCUUUUGAAAAUAAUUUGAGAAAAAAUUUUGCAAAAACUAAUUUAAAAAAAUUUUUAGAAGUAGUUUUUGAAAAUAUU
This is a messenger RNA of Anastrepha ludens (Mexican fruit fly), 6983 nucleotides long. RefSeq names its product AF4/FMR2 family member lilli (gene pdm3). Bases 1 to 5088 code for a protein of 1695 amino acids. The record is from RefSeq and is a predicted model, not a curated record. Lineage: Eukaryota; Metazoa; Arthropoda; Insecta; Diptera; Tephritidae. The transcript is spliced from 13 exons. Gene Ontology annotation, molecular function: DNA-binding transcription factor activity, RNA polymerase II-specific; RNA polymerase II cis-regulatory region sequence-specific DNA binding. Gene Ontology annotation, biological process: regulation of transcription by RNA polymerase II.